Molecule: messenger RNA, 3590 nt
Organism: Nematostella vectensis (starlet sea anemone)
Lineage: Eukaryota; Metazoa; Cnidaria; Anthozoa; Actiniaria; Edwardsiidae
Product: DNA helicase MCM9
Exons: 8
Coding region: 152-3124 (990 amino acids)
Biological process (GO): double-strand break repair via homologous recombination
Cellular component (GO): nucleus; MCM complex
Molecular function (GO): ATP hydrolysis activity; ATP binding; single-stranded DNA helicase activity
Source: RefSeq, a predicted model, not a curated record
CGAGGCAGUUGGACCUAAAACGAUACUACCUUCGACAAGAACGCCUGGGUGGUAAUUAUAUGGCGCGGAUUUCGUUUCGUCUUUCGGUGAUGCCUCGAACAUAAACGAAGAAUAAUUCUAAUUCUGAGAUAACACCACAACUACAUAAAUUAUGGCGCAAGAUCAGAGAAGUAGACACGACGAUGACGAAGUUAUCGCCAAAUUUCAACUGUUUUUGGAGGAAUACCAUGUGAUAGACAUCAGGCGGAUUUUACUCCAAGAAGACACAGCGCAGCAUUACUCGCUAAUUGUCAACACUCUAGAGCUAUUUGACUCUGAUAUCCAGUCAGCGCAGUCACUGUUGACCCAGCCGAACAAGAUGUUACCUCUAUUUGACAGUGCGCUUACUCAGGCUGCAGUAUCACUAAUGCAAGAGACCGAGACUCCCACUAACAUGAGUUUCAAGCCAAACAUUCAUGUCCGAUUGUCGAAUUUACCUAUUUGCCCAGAGCUGAAGCGUAGCACUAUUCCCAAAUCGUCAGAUAUGGGUCGUUUUCUUGCUGUUUCGGGAACUGUUAUUAGAGUAUCAUCAAUAAAGAUGCUGGAGCACGAGAGAGAGUUCAUCUGCUCAAGGUGCAAAUAUGUGUUCUCGGCACAGGCAGAUUUUGAGCAGUUCUAUACUAUCCCUAAACCCACUUCAUGUCCUUCAGGGGAGGGCUGCACUUCAAACAAGUUCAACUGCUUAUCAGAACCAGGUUCUAAUCCAACAAGUUGUCGUGACUACCAGGAGAUAAAGAUCCAGGAGCAAGUGCAGAAGUUAGCAGUUGGAACUAUUCCCCGCUCCAUGUGGGUUGUGCUUGAGGAUGAUCUAGUUGACAGCUGUAAAGCAGGUGAUGACGUCACCAUCAGUGGCGUGGUAAUGAGGAGAUGGUGGCCUGUAAUUGCAGAGGUGAAGUGUGACCUUGAAGUAGUUUUCAAAGCAAAUCAUGUGUCAGUCAACAACGAGCAGAGAAUCGGUGCAAUAGUCACAGAGGAAAUGAAGCAAGAAUUUGAUGAGUUCUGGAGCAAGCACAAGGAUAAGCCGCUCAGUGGGCGUAACCACAUCUUAGCUAGCUUCUGUCCUCAGGUGUAUGGCUUGUAUGCUGUCAAGCUAGCAGUGACCCUGAUCCUAAUGGGUGGGGUCCAGCGGGUUGAUGCAUCAGGUACCAGGGUGCGUGGAGAGUCGCACAUGCUCUUGAUAGGAGAUCCAGGCACAGGAAAGUCUCAGUUUCUGAAGUACUCAGCUAAGAUCAUGCCAAGGUCGGUACUAACCACAGGCAUCGGUUCCACAAGUGCUGGCCUCACUGUUGCCGCUGUGAGAGACUCGGGCGAGUGGCAGCUAGAAGCAGGGGCCCUGGUACUCGCAGAUGGAGGACUGUGCUGUAUUGAUGAAUUUAACAGCAUCCGUGAACAUGACAGAGGAAGUAUUCAUGAGGCCAUGGAGCAGCAGACUAUCAGUGUGGCAAAGGCAGGGAUGGUAUGCAAGUUGAACACAAGGACAACCAUCCUUGCCGCAACAAAUCCUAAGGGGCAGCUAGAUAUUGACCAGUCUCUCAGUGUAAAUACUGCCCUAGCCAGCCCUCUAUUAAGCCGCUUUGACCUCGUCUUUGUACUACAGGAUGUCAAGAACGAAGACUGGGACAGAAUCGUUUCGUCAUUUAUACUGGAAGGCAAAGGAGUUCGCAUGUCUGCUGAAAAACCUGCGGAAGCUCUCUGGGGUAUGGACAGGCUGCAAGCUUACAUUUGUCACGCCAAAACACUUGAGCCACAGCUGAAUACCGACAGCAACAGGGUACUAAGGCAGUACUACCAGUGCCAGCGUCAAGCAGACACCCGUAACGCCGCACGUACAACACUGCGACUGCUCGAGAGCCUCAUUCGUCUAGCCCAGGCGCAUGCGCGGCUCAUGUACCGGGAACAUGUGACUGUACAGGAUGCUGUGGUCGCGGUAACGUGCGUCGAGUGCUCCAUGCAAAACACUGCCUUAUUAGGAUGUAUGAACGCACUGCACACUAGAUUCCCGGAUGAUCCCGAGCAGGAAUAUAAACAGCAAGCCAAGCUUAUAUUAAAGCGCCUGGGACUUACCGACUUGAUGGACGCUGUACCUACCUCUCCAGGGCGUGGUGAAGAUACAAGUGCAGGUCUCCAUGACGACGGGAAUCAUUCAGAAUGUCGUGGUAACGAUAUUGAUGAGACAAGUCUCCAUAGUGAUGAAAAUACAGAAAUGAAUUCUUACGGGAAUGGAGAAUGCGGAGUAAAUCUUAACAAAAGCAUAAGUAGUGGUGAAACCUGCGAUGUUACGCGCGUUCUUGAUUCUGCUCCACGUAUUGAUAAAGCCUGCUCCUACAACAAGAGCAGAACGGCACCAAACAGUACGCAAGAUGAAGUUAAUAUAGAUGAUAACAAGGGAAAGAGUUGUCCCCAGCUCUCUGCAUGUGAUACACGUUCAAGAGGGUCCUCGCAUCCUAGCGAACAUGCAGAUAACAAUGGUGUCUGUCGUAUGGAUGAUUUGGUGGAGAAACCCGUGGCGGACCCGAGUUGUUCAGCUGGUCUUCUAAGAAAAGUUAUAGAGCCGGUAGGAAUUAAUCGAUCGAAGAAUCCAUCGGCAUCAGAGAAAAAAGGUGGUGAAAAAAUAAGCGCACGCAAGUUGUCGCCCAGCACGGCGUUACUUGCCAAGUUUGCCUUUCGCCCCAAGACUAGUACACAGGGUGAAUGCUCUCGGUCCCACCCACUGGAAACACCUAUCUCUAACCCCUCUGAUUAUAACAACGAAAGCCCUGAAGCUAUUAAUAAAUCGUUUGGGACGUAUGCAGGGGAUACAGAAGGCGUCAAAUUGCUCUCUGUCUCAUGUUCUGGGGACAAAGGCAACCCCAGUGAUGGUUUAGACCUAUUUAAAAAGCCAGAGAGCUCGGGGGCCACAGAGGUUUCGAAAGGAGUUACCUCGGUAAGUGCUUCCGGUUUAUUUGUCACUGAUGACCUCUCGGACGAAGAUCUUGAAUUAGAGUGGCCUGAUAUGUUUAAAUUGACUAAUAGGACUGACCCUACCGGUGCAAAGCGAAGUUGCACGGAGUUCCUGCGGUCACCUGUUAUCAAAAAAUGUAGGUAGCUUGAAUGACACAUUCAAGCUACAAUUCUAAAUCAAUGACGUAUCAUAGCAACGGGCAUAGUGCUUAGAUAAAAGGGGUUAUUACAGCAAUGCCAGGCUGCUCACCCCCACCCCCUGUGUACGCGCUAGAAUGCUUUUGAGAUUUGUACCCGAGAAGAGUAAGCUAACCAGCCGGUGAAGUGGUUCCAUUCAUUGUGUGUAAGGCGCCGCCAAUUCGGGUAUUAAGCUGCACUUUUUGUCCCUUAGAGGGUGAGAAUUUUAUUGAUGAUUUUAUCAUGAGGUCCUCUGCAAGUCAGUGACGUUUACGUACGUGUUGUAGAUCGACACGAAUGUUAAACACAUAAUGGUAGAUGUUUAGCCUUUAAUGAGCAGCGUCAAAAUAACUACGAGAACAAGUAAAGAUUACGCGAGUUUUUAGAACCUAUCGAGUGUUUUUGUUCUGCAAUAAAAUUGUAACAAACCUCCA